Protopolystoma xenopodis is the source of this 642-nucleotide messenger RNA. The record is from the annotation of a GenBank genome assembly. NCBI's taxonomy places the organism in Eukaryota, Metazoa, Platyhelminthes, Monogenea, Polystomatidea, Polystomatidae.
GUGACAUGGUCCGUUUUAGCGUUCUCCUGUCGUAAUGUAGAUUCUGUCAUUCGUCUUCUUGAGGCUUUCGCAAUCUCUCAUAUCGGCUACUCUUCUGACUCCACUUCUGUCAGCACCGCUCCUGCUAGUGGUUUGGCUCAUUCUGAUUAUACAGCCUCUCCGUCAAUUCUGCAGACAUCAUCAACUCAACCACCACCGCAGUCUCUCCCAGUCAAUGCUGACUUAACGGAAAUGGAUGCGGAUGUCAAUUUAGCGUCUUCUUCAAACAACGCAGAUUCGGAUUCAAAACCGACCGCAACGAGACAUGUAGCAACCAUGACGCCAUCGCAGGCAAUGACCCUUAAUGGCUCCUCAAUUGAGCUUAUUCGCCCUCCACGUCGUCUCUACGCCUCCCUUCUUGAGGCAACGGGAGCUCUCGAUCGGCCAGUUAGUUCGCUGAAGAGUCAGCAGUAUCUGCGUCGAAGAAACCACCCACAUCGUACCACGCCAUUGAUCUCGGGGCGAAACCGCUCGGCCAGAUCUCGAGUGAUGGAUCAAAAUUCCUUUUGUCAGGUAUCUUUAUUCUUUAUUCUUCCUCUUGAUUGCACUAUCCGGUUUUCCUAUGGCAUCACAUUAAAUGUUUAUUUUUAUCUAUUCCUAUGA